This is a messenger RNA of Elgaria multicarinata webbii, 1335 nucleotides long. Its product is annotated as perilipin-3-like. Bases 1 to 1335 code for a protein of 444 amino acids. Gene Ontology annotation, biological process: positive regulation of triglyceride storage; lipid storage. Gene Ontology annotation, cellular component: lipid droplet; cytosol. The record is from RefSeq and is a predicted model, not a curated record. The transcript is spliced from 7 exons. NCBI's taxonomy places the organism in Eukaryota, Metazoa, Chordata, Lepidosauria, Squamata, Anguidae.
AUGUAUGAAAGUGCUCUUUACUUCCUCCAGUGGUGGCACCUCAUCAUCAUGAUGUCUUCUUUUGAAGAGGAGACCAAGGCUACAAGCCCUGAAAGAACAGAACAGGAGAAUUGGUGUGUCAUGAAAAGGGUAGCUGAGCUGCCCUUGGUCAGCUCUACUUAUGAGAUGGUUUCCGCUACUUACGCAUCUGCCAAGGAAUCCCAUCCAGCUAUCCAAGCAGUCUGUGAUAUGGCAGAGGUGAAAGUGAAGAUUAUUGCUGCUUCAGCUGCAAAUGGUGCACAGCCUCUUCUGGAUAAAUUUGAACCACAGAUUGCUGCAGCCAACAACAUUGCUUGUAAGGGUCUUGACAAGCUACAGGAGGUAGUAUCAGAUGCAAAAGGCUUUGUCUCAGAGUCCUUGUCACCAGUUUACACUACAGUCACUGUAGCAAAGGAUGCUGUGUCAAAUAUGGUGGACGUAGCCAAAGAGGCUGCCCAGGAGAGCUUGGAGAUGGCUAGGUCUGUGGUGAUGAGUAGAAUGAACACCAUGAUGGAAUCUAGACUGGGGCUCAUGGUGGCUGAAGGUUUUGACAACAUGAUAGAAAGAUCAGAUGACCUCAUAGACAACUACCUCCCAAUAACCGAUGCAGAGCUAGCUGCCCUGGCAGCCUCUGUGACGUUCGAUGAAUCUGAUGUCGCUCCCCUCGAAGUGCAGAAAGUGCAGCAGAGCUACUACGUGCGGCUGGGCUCCCUCACAGCCAAGCUCCGAACCCGAGCCUACCAGCACUCCCUGGAAAAGCUGCAGAAAGUCAAGCGAACUGCGCAGGACAUACUCUUCCACCUUGAACAAACGAUGUUUAUGAUUAAGUUUCUCAAGGGAAGACUUGAAUGGAAAGUUCUUCAUGGCCAGGAGGUGUUGUGGCAGAUGUGGCAACAGUGGAACAACAGUGAAUCAGAGGAGAACGAGACCAGUGCACCAAAUCAACAGGAGAUGGAAUCCCAGGCUCUCAACAUGUCCCAAAACGUUGCCCAGCAGAUGCAGGCUGUCUGCAAGAAUCUCCUGUCUAACAUGCAGGGCCUCCCUGAUGCUCUCAAAGAAAAGGUCCAGACAGCCCAUAGUGACAUGAAGGAGCUGCAGACUGCUCUCUCCGGUGUCAGAUCCGUUCAGGAUCUUCCUAGUGAUGUCCUGAAGCAGAGCCCGGAGAAGAUCGACAAGGCCCAGGAGGCUGUGCAUGAGGUCAUGGAGUAUGUGACGAAGAACACUCCCCUCAACUGGGUAGUUGGACCGUUCGCUCCUGCCGGAACCCUUCCAGUGGAGUUACCAGAAUCCGAAGAGGAGGCCAAGGUGGACACCUAA